CAAGGUGGAGAGCCCUUUCUCUUAGGGAACUGGUGUCUGGACAAUUAAUUGUACCCCGAGUGCCACCUUUUGGUCACCCUGCGUACUGCAGCAUCUCCAUCCUCAGCCCCUUCCUGCUGCCGACAUGAAGAAGCUGCAGCACUCACUGACUAUAUUAACGAAUGACCUGUUGUAUAAGAGAGAGAAGCACAAACAAAAACAAUGGCAGAAGUGUAUAUGUGUGUAUAUAUAUAUAAACACAUGUGUAGUCUAUAUACUCAGACAGAUCCAUUUGUGCCUCACAACAUAUUUGCUCUGUCACAUCUGUCCAGCUGUGAUAUUAUUUGGGAACAUACAGUUCAUCUUUGUGUUCAGCACAGUUUUCACAACCGGGCUAAACGCCGGAAGAAGAGUCGAUUAUUAACUUGGUUAUGUUCCCUGGUAGUAAUUGUUUUUCCUUUUGUCAUUGCGUCACCUGCCGUGUUUCAUCCCAUGCAUGAACAAAAUAUACUUUUAAUGAGAUUUUAUUAAUGUUCAUGUCUGUUUCCCACUGUUUCCAAACUCUCUAUCGCGUCCAGUGUUUGUUGGAAAUGACAGUCUGACGCACCGGUGGGAGUUGGGUCCGAUGUUCUCCCGGCGCGCAGCGGAGCAUCGGGCGCCAGCUCUGUGAGCUGUGACGCGCAGGGGGAGGAGGAGUCCGCCCUGCGCUUAAAUACAAGUCUCCAGCCCGCAACUCAGACAGAAACGCACAGCAGAGCAACCGAGAACCCUGACUCCGACUGAAACAGCUGCUCCAGCGCUCUUUACGCACACACGCGCUUCACAGAGAGAGCAGUCCGCAGUCAGGUUUAACCAUGAUUAAGAAAAUGUCUCCAUCCGAGAGCGAUUUUGACAUCCCGGCGAAGAACUGCUACAGGAUGGUGAUUUUGGGAUCCACCAAAGUCGGGAAAACGGCCAUCGUGUCCCGGUUCCUGAACGGGAGGUUCGAGGAGCAGUACACGCCGACCAUCGAGGACUUUCACAGGAAACUGUACAGUAUCAAGGGAGACGUGUACCAGCUGGACAUUCUGGAUACAUCAGGGAACCACCCUUUCCCCGCCAUGAGGAGACUGUCCAUACUGACAGGUGACGUGUUCAUCCUCGUCUUCAGCCUGGACAACCGCGAGUCCUUCCAGGAGGUACAGAGGCUCAAGCGGCAGAUCUACGAGACCAAGUCAUGCCUGAAAAACAAGAUCAAGGAGAACAUCGACGUGCCUCUGGUGAUCUGCGGCAACAAGGGCGACCGAGAGUUUUACCGGGAGGUGCAGCAGGAGGAGAUCGAGCAGCUGAUGGCCGGCGACGACAAGUGCGCGUACUUCGAGAUCUCCGCCAAGCGCAACGAGAACGUGGAUAAGAUGUUUCAGACUCUGUUUACUUUGGCCAAGCUACCUCACGAAAUGAGCCCCGACCUGCACCGGAAAGUGUCCGUGCAGUACUGCGACAUGCUGCACAGAAAGUCCGUGAAAAACAAGAAGGUGAAGGACGCUGGUGAGGCGUACGGCGUGGUCACCCCGUGCGCGCGGAGACCCAGCGUGCACAGCGACCUCAUGUACAUUAAAGAGAAGGCGAUAGGAGGCGGCCAAGGCAAAGACAAAGAGAGAUGUGUGAUCAGUUAAAAAGCAGAGUGAGAGACAGCAGCUCAUCGCAGAUCUUUGAAAGAAGAAGGAGAGUCGGUGCGUCAGCUUGAGAAGCGACCUGUGCGCCCGGCUGCGCUCAAACUGACACGGGAGGUGUGGAGACGCCGCGGCCAGCGCCGCGCUCCGGCGCAGAGACACUGAGCGGACCAGCCUGUCCGCAGCAAACCACUUAAAAAAUACGCAUAACACGUAACCACGGGACAUAUGAGAAUGUUAGCUUAUUCUGUCUGUCAGAUCCACAUGUGGCUUCAUACCUUGUGAGACUCGCGCAUCGGUGCGUAAAAGUGUGUUUUGUUGACGUCAUGCCUUUUUAGAGAGUAAAGGAGACUUUUGGCUCAGGAGGGUCAAUAUAGUAGAGGAGAAAAAAUGUUGUUUACAUCUUAUACUUUUUAUAAUUGCUAAGUACACUUGAAUGUUUUUGUUGUUAUCUGAACUAUUUUCUAAUGUGAAUGUAUAUUUAUUUGUCAAAUGUCAAUUUUUGCAAAGAAAGAGAAUCUUACAAUACAAUAAAAAACUUAAAAUAUAAUGAAGGUUGCAGUGCUUCUCAUUUCUUAAGUUGUGUCUAUAAUGUUUCCCCCCUUCACACAAACCUGCUGGUUAUUUCAUAAAUAUCUGAAGGUCACAGACACUGAUGCUUAGUGAUGUGCACUACAGCAGAAUGUGAACCACACACUGGCUUAUCCUUCAGAACCAUCUAUAUUACAACAUAUAACAUUGAUGUUUUGCAGCUCUCUUGUCUUGAAAGACCUCAAAAUC
This is a messenger RNA of Paralichthys olivaceus (Japanese flounder), 2411 nucleotides long. RefSeq names its product dexamethasone-induced Ras-related protein 1-like. Gene Ontology annotation, biological process: signal transduction. Gene Ontology annotation, molecular function: GTP binding; GTPase activity; G-protein beta-subunit binding. The record is from RefSeq and is a predicted model, not a curated record. NCBI's taxonomy places the organism in Eukaryota, Metazoa, Chordata, Actinopteri, Pleuronectiformes, Paralichthyidae.